This is a messenger RNA of Cervus elaphus (red deer), 939 nucleotides long. RefSeq names its product olfactory receptor 1052-like. The transcript has a single exon. Gene Ontology annotation, biological process: G protein-coupled receptor signaling pathway; sensory perception of smell. NCBI's taxonomy places the organism in Eukaryota, Metazoa, Chordata, Mammalia, Artiodactyla, Cervidae. The coding region runs from base 1 to 939 and encodes 312 amino acids. Gene Ontology annotation, cellular component: membrane. The record is from RefSeq and is a predicted model, not a curated record. Gene Ontology annotation, molecular function: odorant binding; olfactory receptor activity; G protein-coupled receptor activity.
AUGGCAGACUGGAAUCACACAGGUGUGAAGGAAUUCCUUCUGGUAGGUUUAACUGAAAAUUCUAAAUUGCAGGUCCCUCUCUUUCUGCUUUUUUUCUUUAUUUAUUCUAUCACUCUGAUAGGCAACUGGGGGAUGAUCAUAUUGAUCUGCCUAAAUGCCCAGCUGCAUACUCCAAUGUACCUCUUCCUCAGCAACCUCUCUUUUUGUGAUAUCUGCUACUCUACUGUCUUUGCUCCUAAAAUGCUAGUCAAUUUCCUUUCAGAACACAAGUCCAGCACCUUUACUGGAUGUGUUCUACAGAGUUUCUUUUUUGCAUUGUAUGUAACCACAGAAGGCGUUCUCCUGUCUAUGAUGGCUUAUGACCGCUAUGUAGCAAUAGCCAAGCCCCUAUUAUAUACAGUCAUUAUGACCCAACGGGUUUGUAUUCAGAUGGUUCUUUUAUCUUACUUGGGAGGGCUCAUUAACUCCCUGACACACACAAUAGGUUUGUUAAAACUCGACUUCUGUGGUCCUAACAUCGUGAAUCAUUAUUUCUGUGACAUUCCCCCUCUUCUGAAGCUCUCUUGUUCAGAUGCUCAUAACAAUGAAAUGCUGCUUUUGAUAUUCUCUGGAGUCAUUGCAAUGUUCACUUUUAUUAUCAUCAUGGUCUCUUAUAUUCACAUCAUGAUUGCCAUCCAGAGAAUCAGCACAGCUGAGGGAAGGUACAAAGCCUUUUCCACUUGUGCCUCCCAUCUGACAGCUGUGACCUUAUUUUAUGGGUCUGUGACCUUCAGCUACAUCCAGCCAAGCUCUCAGUAUUCUCUGGAACAGGAGAAGGUCUCUGCUGUGUUUUAUACAUUGGUGAUCCCCAUGCUAAACCCACUGAUUUAUAGUCUGAGGAAUAAGGAUGUGAAAGAUGCAGCAAAAUGGUCAAUAUGGCAGAAGAGAACCUCCACUUGA